Lycium ferocissimum is the source of this 2917-nucleotide messenger RNA. RefSeq names its product putative FBD-associated F-box protein At3g50710. Gene Ontology annotation, molecular function: protein binding. NCBI's taxonomy places the organism in Eukaryota, Viridiplantae, Streptophyta, Magnoliopsida, Solanales, Solanaceae. The record is from RefSeq and is a predicted model, not a curated record. The transcript is spliced from 2 exons. Bases 706 to 2130 code for a protein of 474 amino acids.
AAAUUAAUGACCAGCAAUUUGAAGGACAAAAAUUAAAGACCCCCGGUAUAAGGACAAUCGUCCAUAUUGCUCACUUAUAUAUAUGAGAGGAGUGGAUUAGGCUAACUUAUAAAGCACAUGUGCAGCUUACUAAAGUUUUGGGUUUAGGCCACAGGCCGCUAAUUCAAUUGUAAUAAUGAAAAAUAUAAACAAAAUUAUUGUAGAUAAUACAUGGAGAUAUACAUAUUAGUGUCUACAUUUAGUUUUAUACAUUUAUUUCUACCAAGAAAAAGAAAUUUUUAUGCACAAAAAUUAAAGUUGACAUCCUAAUAAGCAUAAAACUGUAAAUGGGAAAAUAGAAAAAGGAAUAAGAAUAUAGCAUGUGGGUGUUAGUGGAAACCUCUUUUUCUCAUAGCAUUGACUUGAUAUCAAAAUUAAAAAAAAAAAAAUCUCUUAAUAAACCUUAACUUUCUACAAAUCGAAAUGUUAUAAAAAUGAAUACAGAACAGUAUAAGUUCAUAUCAGAAACUUAAUUACUAACUUUUAAAUAAAAAUAAUAAGUCAAUAUCACAUAAAAAGGUUUGAAGAUAUCAAGUUGUACCGCUUCAACAUCAUCUGGCGAUAAUAUCUCCUUAUAUUAAGUUGUACCCCUGACUUAGUUUUAAACAAACCCACAAUAUCUGCAUGCAUGCUCUCAUUUUCUGCAAAACUGGUAAUUGUUAAAAAAUGAAUGAUUUGAUGGAAAAAUCAUCAAAGUUAUUAGGUACAAGUGAAGGGAUUGAUAGAAUAAGUUAUUUGCCAGAUGGUAUACUCCACGAUACCCUUUCAUCUCUCGACAUAUUUGAUGUGUUUCACUUAAGUAUUUUGUCUAAAAGAUGGAACUAUAUAUGGAGGACAAUGCCUUACUUGUAUUUCGAUAUUUUUCGCUUUGGUAAUGAACGGAUUAAUCGGCCUAAGGACUGCGAAAUGGUUAAGACAUUCAAUGAUUUUAUCAAUUGGAUCUUAAUUACCCAAUGCGUGGAAAAUCUUGUUUGCUUUAAGCUCUGUUGUGGUAAUCUUUUUGAUGAGGGGGCUAUUUUCCGUUGGAUUCGUGUUGCAACACGUCGAAAUGUUCAAGAACUUGUGUUAAGGUUUGAUCCUGCUGAGACAUUUGAGUUGCCAUAUUGUGUUGCGACUAGUGAGUCUUUACGAGUUUUGAAAUUACGGCUUGAUGGGGCGAUACUUAAGCUGCCUAAUCAUAUGGGAUUUUCCCAGCUCAAAUUGCUUCAUCUCACGGAAGUUGAGUUAUCAAAUGAGCACUUGACGAGUUGCUUGUUCUCAAAAUGUCCUGUUCUAGAAAAAUUGAUAUUGGAAGAGUGUAUUCUUGAAACUAUGACUGUGCUUGAUAUUGCUUCGACGUCUUUGGUUUAUGUGGCUAUAAAAUCUGAUGUUAAAGAUGGAGAAAUUUACAGAAAUUGUAAUGUCAAAAUUUCUUGCCCGAAUCUCAAGGUCUUGAAAUAUGGUGCUCCAAUUGCAAAGGAUAUAGUUCUAGAGAAUCUCUUCUCUAUAGAAGUUGUUCACAUCGUCUUUGUUAAUCCGUGUGGCCCAGUAGAAGAACUUGGCAGGCUUGUGCAUAAGAUGAUCAAGAAUAUUCCUUCUACAUCAGCUUUGAAAUUAUGCAUCGAUUCCAUUUCGGGUCUGCAUAGUGUAUCUCGUGAAGUAAGAAACUUUCCAGUCACGUUUUAUAAGCUCAAGUCCUUAAAAUUGACAGUGGGAAUUGAUGAAUCCUGGAUGCAAGUCAUGAUGCUAUUGCUCAAGUAUUCUCCUAAUUUAGAGAUUCUUAAUUUGUUUUCUCAUGAGAAUUUUGAUAGGGAUAAGAACUGGAAGAUGCAUGACCCUAGCGAAGGCAUUGUGUGUUUGGAAUCUCAUCUAAAGUUGAUUAAGUUGACUGAUUUCAUGUAUGAAGAAAAUGAGAUGGAGCUACUAAGGUUUUUCCUGAAGAAUGCACAGGUAUUGGAAAAACUAAUAAUUGUUUGGGCUGACAAUGCUGACAUAUCAGAAGAGGCAUCUGAGGAGGUUUUAAAGUAUCCCAGAACUUCUUCACAUGUUGUUGUGACAUUUCUUGAUUUCAAACCCAAACCAAGUUCUCCUUACCGGUACAAUAUGGUUUAAAAGAGGUUUUGAUUGUUAGAAGCUAUGUUGGAUCCUAAAAAAACGUACUACUUUUGGAAGAUCCGACGCGCAUCUGACUACAUUUUUUGAAUGACGUACCCUUUUUGAGAGUUAUUCUCUUUAAAACUAGACUGUAUGAGCAGCCACCUGACACCUUAAGUUUAUGAAUAUCUACUACUGUUUUGCCUUUUCAAAGAGCAUAGAAAGUUCAGCUGGACAAUCCUCAAUGAAGCAUGUUUGACUCAUCACUCAGGACAAAGAAAUGUUCAAUUUGUCAACAGAUGUUACAUGCGUCUCCAAGAUUUAUAAAGUAUCAGUCAUCUGCACUGAACGGUAGUUGUUGACCUUAUAAACAUGUUCUAUUCUAUUCUUGGACUCGCUUGGGUCAUGCCACACACAAUUAAAGACACAUAUGAAUGCUGGUGCUUAUGAAGAGUUUCGUAAAGCUAUGAAGAAGAUCUGGAUGUCCCUGCAAGUAUUUGUGGUGCGUUUGGACAGAAAGGAAUUGCAGAGGCUUUGAUGGGAUUUCGACUCCAAAACACUUCCUAAAAGCUAGAUUUUUGUGUAACUUAUUUAGCUUGAGCAACUUAAGCCCGGUAAAUUGGGCUGAUCAAAUUUUAGACUUUGUUAGCUCCCUAGUCCUAGCAUAGUCACUUAUGUUGGAGCUAACACGACCUCUUUUGUAACUUCUGCAUCUUCCGUUACUUCAUUAAAUAGUAUGGAUAAUUUCUCUUUGCUCGAAAUAUCUAAGUAAAGAGCCUUUUUUUUUUUUUGGUUGAGACAAUGA